Python bivittatus (Burmese python) is the source of this 8033-nucleotide messenger RNA. RefSeq names its product solute carrier family 38 member 3 (gene SLC38A3). The record is from RefSeq and is a predicted model, not a curated record. Gene Ontology annotation, biological process: L-glutamine transport; asparagine transport; amino acid transmembrane transport. Gene Ontology annotation, molecular function: L-asparagine transmembrane transporter activity; L-glutamine transmembrane transporter activity; L-histidine transmembrane transporter activity. Gene Ontology annotation, cellular component: plasma membrane. Lineage: Eukaryota; Metazoa; Chordata; Lepidosauria; Squamata; Pythonidae.
GGAGGGAGCGAGCGAGCGAGUGAGCGAAGGCAGCCGCCGAGUCGAGCCGAGCCGAGCCGAGCCGAGCGUCGCGAGAGACCCGCAAGUUUUCCCCGCGCGCGUCGGCGAGAAGCUCCUGAACAUACAGCACCUCUCAGUAAAUUUGUGCAACUUGCUGCUUGUCUGAAAGCUCUUUGCCAGAGAAGAGAAGGUACUGACUUCAAAAGGAAGAAAUGAACUCUACGACAAUCCCCAUCCAGACGGAGAUGGUAGACCUGGUGCCAAAUGGAAAACACUCAAUAUUAAAUGCCUCUUCCAUCCCCUCUAUGGGAAAUGACAGAUUUGAUGAGAACCAGGCAAAUGUACCGGAGAUGGAGGAGUUUCUUCCACAUAGUGCUGAAAAAAAGCAGACCCAUUUCACAGAUUUUGAAGGGAAGACUUCUUUUGGGAUGUCUGUUUUCAAUCUCAGCAAUGCCAUCAUGGGCAGUGGAAUCCUUGGGCUGGCAUAUGCUAUGGCCAACACUGGCAUCCUCCUCUUUCUAUUCCUCUUGACUACUGUAGCUCUCUUGUCCAGCUAUUCUAUACACUUGUUGCUUAAAUCCUCAGGGAUUGUUGGAAUCCGAGCCUAUGAGCAACUGGGCUACAGGGCCUUUGGGACACCAGGGAAAUUGGCAGCUGCCAUUGCUAUAACACUACAAAACAUUGGAGCAAUGUCAAGCUACUUAUACAUUGUGAAGUCUGAACUGCCUCUCGUCAUCCAGACCUUCCUCAACCUGGAAGAGAAAACAACGGACUGGUAUCUAAAUGGAAAUUACCUGGUAAUCCUGGUCACGAUCACCAUUAUCCUUCCCCUGGCCCUCAUGAAACAACUUGGUUAUCUUGGUUAUGCCAGUGGGUUUUCUCUCAGCUGCAUGGUCUUCUUCCUUAUUUCAGUCAUUUACAAAAAGUUCCAGAUUCCUUGUCCACUUCCUGAGCGGAUCAACACCACAGGCAACCUGAAUUAUACCUUGGUUAGCACGAGCAGCUAUCAAAAUGAACAUACUACAAUCCAGGCUACAGAGGAAGACGUCUGCUCUUCAAACUUGUUCAUGCUCAACUCUCAGACAGCCUACACUAUUCCUAUCAUGGCAUUUGCUUUUGUAUGUCAUCCUGAGGUCCUUCCUAUCUACACUGAGUUGAAAAACCCAUCCAAGAAGAAGAUGCAGUGUAUCUCCAACAUUUCCAUCACAGUCAUGUACAUUAUGUACUUCCUGGCUGCCCUAUUUGGCUAUCUCACAUUCUAUGGGCGGGUAGAAUCAGAACUGCUGCACACCUACAGCAGAGUAGACUCAUUUGAUGUGCUGAUCCUGUGUGUGCGGGUAGCUGUGUUGACUGCUGUGACACUAACGGUGCCCAUUGUUCUCUUCCCGGUGCGCCGUGCAAUCCAGCAGAUGCUCUUUCCAGACAAGGAUUUCAGCUGGGUUCGGCACAUUAUAAUUGCUUUUGUGCUGCUGAAAUCUAUUAAUUUGCUUGUUAUUUUUGCUCCCUCCAUCUUGGGGAUCUUUGGCUUGAUUGGUGCCACCUCAGCUCCCUGCCUGAUAUUCAUCUUUCCAGCAAUAUUCUACAUUCGGAUCAUGCCCAAGGACAAGGAACCUAUGAAAUCCCUUCCCAAGAUCCUGGCAGCCCUCUUUGCAUGCCUCGGUGUGCUCUUCAUGACCAUGAGCCUCAGCUUCAUUAUCAUCGACUGGGUAUCAGGUGGCAUAAAGAGUGGAGGCAGCCACUAGGCAAGAUCUGGAGCCCUAUGAUGCACAACAAAGCCUUGGGAAACUCAAAUGGCUUGGAUCCAUUUCCUGCCCCUGAUCUCUGUUAGUACUGUAUAAUUCUUUCAUCCCUGGUUCCAUUCUGAGCCAAGGGGUGCUAUUCCAUUACAAAAUCUUCACACUCACACUGAGCCAGAGGUGCUGCAGGCUGGACUAGACUAGAAGCCAAUCUCUAGCUCUCUGGGCAUUGGAUUUUCUCUCAAAGUCUGGGAUGGGCCAGACUAACUCUAAUGAGCAUAUAAACUGGAGAAAUAGCCCAUUUCAAGGGAUAGGGAGGGGAGAGGCUGCUAUGAUAUAUCGUAUAUGUCCAGUCCUAGGUGUCCAGUUCAGCUGGCCCACACUGAGGGGACUCAAAAGUCAGCAGGGCCAGAAGAAAAUCGAGCCACUGUGCUAAAGAACUUGGAUGUAGGGCUCUCACCUCAUGUUCACAACUGAAUGGUUGACUUGGGCCAAACUUUAUAUUAGAUGAAUAUUACCUUGGGGCUACAGAAUGAAAGAUGAAGGCUUUUCAGAGCUUGAAGAGAUUUAGGAAAGAAACAAUGUGCUUUCCUUUUAAAAAGUCCUAUUGGCUACAAUCCCAGCUCCAACCACAGAUCCUUAAUCCUCCUCAGAUGUCACUUGGCAGCCCUAACCUUUUCCUCUCCCUUACACUGGCUCAGUUCCCUUGGCUAGAGUGUGGGCAGCUGUCUGCCCUCUAUAAUGAACUCCUUGCCACUUUUUUGAUAGCCAUAGGUCUUAGAAUAGGAGAGCUGUUGAUGGGGACAAAUUGGGAUAUUUCUGGCCUUCUGAAGUACCAGUUGUGAUGGGCUGAAGGCUUGCACUGGUUUCCAAGGAUCUAUUUACCUGUUCUGAAUUACCCUUAGGAAGAUGAAGCAGAGAACAGAUGAUGACAUUGGAAUUUGGGCAAUAUAGCUCUCUCUCUCCUUAUAUGGAACUGAGCUUCAGUCUGGAUAGGAGAUGGUCCUGUUGUUCAUGUCUUCAAAACCUAACUGCUGUCCCUUCGUUCCACUGGGAAGCAAUAAUCAGUUUUAAGAUUCUAUGUUAAUUAGACUUUUGUGUCUCAGGCUCCCACAUAAAAAAAAUAUUCAUCACUUGAAGCUAUGUAAAUGGGCCCUUCACCAAAUCUAGAGAUCAUCCAUUUCCAUCCUAUAAUGUAUGACAGUAGCUUCAGUUCCCCUCUACUGUGUGUACAGGGAAGAGUUACCCUGUCACAAGGUUUCUGUCCCAUAUAGACAGAGAAAAGAAUGGCUGCAGUAGUAUUUACCAUAAAGGGACUGAUCAUCCUUCAAAUGAAUGUUGUGAAGAACAGUGAGAAAGAACCAGUGGUGUGUUGGAGCCAGCUCAUCCUGGCUCAUAAGAGCCGAUUGUUAAUUUUUUAAAAAAAAUUUGCAAGCUUGUUGAAAGCAGAGUUGAGCCACAAUGGCUGGUGCACCAAUCAGCUGUUGGAUGGCUAGCCACACAGUGCAGUGAUGGUACUGGAGCCAGCAAUGUCAUUGAGGCCUGGAGGCAUUGGAGGAGCUUGGCAGCGUAUUUCCCAGCAGCCAUAUUCCUAGAAGUAGCAUACACCUUGAACAGGCUCCUUCCCCUUAAUACUGUAUCAGCUUGAAAGAACCUGUUGUUAUACAUUUACCAGCACACCACUGGAAAAAACCAAGUUGUCAGUAAAAAUGUCAGAUUUAAUCUUAAUGGCGAAUUAUCAGAAAUAGUUGCAUUGCAUCUAAGGUGGAAAGUAUCCCUAUGGAAUUGGUAGUUCUGUCUCUUAUUCUUAGCAAGUAGAACAGAGCUUAUCUGUAACACAUCUAGUACAUUUUCAUCUGAUUGCAACCAUGCCUUUAACCAGUCUUUGACUUGAAAGAAUUAGCAUUAAACUUUCUCAAAGCAGCAGAUUUCCUCUAGCUGCUUCAGAUGAAAUCCCUGUUAAAGCUUUAGUUACAGUGGUCAGUUGAAAAGUUGACUGCUUUUGUUCAGUUAUGGAAUAAAAGGAACAGUGGCUUUCUUUGCUAUUAUAUGUAAUAGUGAGAUAAGAGUCACACCUUUUCCCUCCAAACUAAUGAACAGUUGAUCAUUUAUGGUGAGUGAAUGACUACUAACAAUAGUAUAGAGGAUAGAUGAUUCCUCCAGCCUGGUACAUUUCACCACCCUGGCUGGGGAAUUCUGGGAGUUGCAAUCCCAACACUUUUAGAUGGCAUCAUAUUUGGGAAGGCUGGCUUUCAGGAUUCAUCUAUCAUUUAAAGCAUGCAGUCAUGAGGCCUUCAAUAGAAAAGUAUAUGUCAUCUGAACAAUGGAUGACAUAUAGCAUGCAGGAUUUCAUGAAGUUGAGCUGAUUUCAGGAUGUGCAAACUGGAAAACUUUAAUAAAAAACAUAGCAUCCUAAUUGAUGCCAAAGCUGAUGUAACAUUCCAAGGCUGGAAGAAACCAAUUCAACUUUUCCUCCCUGUAAUUAAUACCUGUUUUACAUAGUAUCUAGGGCUUAGUCCUUGUAACAAGGGAGCAAAGAUGCAAUUGGUUCUUACUGAGAAGAUUUGAAGGAAGAUCAUGAGGCUAGUUGUUUUGCUGUGCUACAUCAGUGACUUGUGAAAAUCUUUUGAAGCUUUAUGGGUACUCUGAUGGUUCCCAGGUACAAACUGUCAUCUCUAGUCUGAAUGUAUAUUAUAUUCAGUACUUAGUCCUAAUAUAUAAUCCUUAUUAUGCAACAAGAAGCUAAUAAUGAUGUUUGCAAAAUUGUCCUACUUUUCUCUCAUAAUCCUGAAGAACAUUUUUCAUACCUUCCAACAUUCAUCAGACAAAAGUAGCUCCUCUGGUUUUAUAGGAAGCACUGAAAUACUUAAUAGUUAACAAUACUAAGCAAGUGAAACGGAAUACAUUUCUUCCCUCUUGCCCUAUAGCUAGCACAUCAAAUCAAGCAAUGUUAAGAGAUUUUAAAGAUGCACUUUCUGCACUGGAUUACAAAAACAUGCUUUUUGUGUUGUACAAAUCUGCUGUACCAUAUAAAAUAUUUCAGAAUUUAAAGUGUAGCAGCAUUUCCCCCCCCCCCCAAUAUUGAUCCAUAUUGGAGCAAGAAACUCAGCAUUCCUGCAGCAUACUGAAUUUUCAAAAUGUAAGUGCUCUCCUAUAGAGUACAAAUUCAUGGAGAGUUGUGUUUAUCCAGGAACUACAAUGAUUGAAUAGGUAUCUCAGGGCAGAGGGCAGUAGCUUUCCAUUCCAUGUUGGAUGUCCAGAUAUGUUGCUAAGGUAAACUGGAUAGCUGUGUUUUGGGGAACAAAAUCUCAGGCCAGAGCAAGAUGCCUGAAGGAAUGCCUGAGACGGAAAGCACUGGGCUUCUUCUGUUAGAGCUCUUUGGCCCUGACAGUUCUGCAGCUUUCUUCUGCUAUCACCCAUGCAGAGCAGUGCCUCAUGUAGGCCCUACACGGGGAAUAGCAACAGAAUCUCUCACUUUCUGUGCACUUUCAGCAAUAAUCUUUGUGCCAUCCCUGGGGUGACUGGAAUGGGAUUGCAGGGUGGGGAAUAACAAUGUGUCACAACUGUGUUGGAAUGUAGCAUUCGCUCAGUUAAAGUGAUACACUGAAGUGGCUUGUCAGUUCUAGCGCCACAGUACCUAACAGGCACUUCUUGAAGCUAUACUGCCCUCUGCCGUAACCUGUGACUCCUGCAGCUUCCAAUAAUUUGCACCUCGAAAGGCUGCUGUGGCUUUAUUCUUCUUUUCUUUUAAUCGUCUCAAAGACAGACUCAUACACUAAAAUGUUCCAAAAUGGGAUACGUUACAAACUGAACUUGAGGGACAUAAUUGAGCAAGUCAAACCUUUAGAAGAAAUUAGUGUUGGUACUAGCAUCAGGAACAAGCUGUUUUCAUUCUGAAAUCCUGGUCUAAUUCCAAGUGAAGACAUGGACAACAGUUCUUCCCUGCUCCUGCCCUUGUGCUACCAAAUUCCCAAGCAAGCCCAAUUGACCUGAAUGACGUUUGUAUAAUGGAGUGUUUCCACUUUGAAGUUGGUGCAACAAGGCCUGCACUACACACUAAACGCCUUCUGCAUUAUUUCCAUGUAACCAAAAAGGCAAACAGAUUACUCACAUCUGUGAUCCUAAACAAAUUAAUUUCCUUUAAAUAGCUGGAACUCAUUUCCAAGUGGACAGGCUAAGAACGUGGUCUGAAAAGAAGAACAAAAAAAUAAUCCCCAUAUUCAUUCACACUAUAUGUAGGGUUCUGACGUAGUUUAGCUCAACUUUUAGUUAACUUUUAGUUUUCCCCACCAUGUCUGUCAUCCUCAACCCCCCUGCCUUGCCAAAAGUCAUUUUAAAAAGCCUCAUUCAUUCAUAUAAUGCAUCCUAUUAAUUUCAUGGUCGGAUUGUUGUUCAAACUAAUUUUUAAGUCAAUCAGUAAUUAUUUCUAGGGGUUAAUAACUAUAAUGCACAUAAUAAGAAACAUGUAUUUUUGUAUUGGGGUGGUGGCUGGUCAACUUGCUUUUUAUAAAUACUGUAUAUAAGAGUAGAUCUUUUUUAAUGUAUUUGUUGUUGCACUCACUAACUCUGUAUAGUGUACAUAUAUUAUAUUCUCAUUGAAGAAGGUCUGGAUACCAGAAGACCUAUCUGAACUACAGAGAAAACUUACUGCCAGGUGUGAAACUCAGGGUAGUAGGGGCUAUUUCUAAGCUUGGUGUCCAGUUGGAAGAGCAGUGAAGAGAGAAGACUGUGUCUGCAGUUACAAACAUUUGGCUCAAGUCGUUAUGAAUGGUCUGCAUAUUAAGCUCAAACAUGGUAGAAGUCAGCUUGAAUCUUCUAGCCGAUUUCUGAUAUUGAUAGAGAAUAACUGUUAAGAGCAACAACUUAGCUGCACUGCCUUAGGUAACUCCUGUCCAGCAGAAGCGUCAUGUGACGGAAUAUCUAGCGGGCCUUAGGAACAAGGGAGAGAAAACAGGGCCAUCACAAAAGAGACACCUCAGGCCAGGAGAGAGGGUGGGGUGGAGAAGCAUGAGAUAGAGACUCAAGUAAAUCCACCGUAAUUAUGUUAAACACUAAGUAUAAGUUGAUAUGGAGAAUUGCUUGAGUGAGCUUUCAAGAUUAAUGUCAAGCCCUGGGAAGCAGGCAAACUCAGAAAACAACCACUUGGGUUUCUGGAAAGAUCACGAUUGUUAGAAGGAUCAAAGUACAGAAUCUUGAAAGUCUGAAAAUUGCAAGGAAGGAGCAAAAGAAAUGUUGCAGCCUAAUGGCUCAGUUUGUAAGAGAACCAUUCUUGUGGCAUGCUAGGUAGUCAUCAAAGGUUACUAGUUACUUAUUAGUCCCUGUUGCCAACUGACCAUUUGUUUAACCUCUUCAGGUCGUUCUCAGUGUUAGGCAACAUUAACUGUCUUUUAUGUGUUUUAAUAUUUAUUUAUUUUCUGUAACUUAGACUGGAGCUAGAAAUCAGGUUCCAAUGCUUGUUUGCAACCAGACAAAGAUUGGUUCUUUGGGAUGUCUGCACUGUUUGUGGCCAUAAGGUCCAAUGUUAUCAGCAAAAAGAUUGGGUAGAAAUGGAAGAGAAAAAAUAAAAUAAAGGAGUACAUUAACCAAUGCAAGCAAUCACACAGAGUCUCAAGGGCUUUUUCUCCUUCCUUUUCUUUUCCAAACCCACAGAGGUUUCAGAGGGGGUAGCCUAUAUCUGCCCUUCCAGUGUGCAAACAGUAAGCAAGUUCUGCUGCCUAGCUCAACAUAGAUUAAACAUCAGUAUCUCAGUGUCUGAGUGCAUUGCACAACAUGCUUAAGCAGAUGAAUUAAAGAUUUAAUGGUGAUACCAACCCAGCAUAGCUUGGUUAGCAUUAACCUUGGGCUUUUGUUUUUUGUGACUUGAGUGUUGUGCAAACCAAGCCAGUUGGUUCAUUUAUGAUGCAACGUAUUGUGCAAAACCCUGAAAACUAGUUAAUUCGAUAGCCAGGUUGAGCAUGUUGUGUGAACACAGCUUACAUAUCAUAGGAUAUACAACACAGAAAUGUACUUCUGGAGAAAAAGGACAAAAAUCUUUCUUUGGGGCUCCUUUGCCCAAAGAAUGUGGGAUGUGUCUGCUUUCCCCAAAAGAUGAAGUAGGGCAUGGCAUCGGUCCUACUCUCUCUGUAUCCCUGUCCUUUUUGUCUCUGUGUUCCAAGUCACAAAGCAAUGGGAGAACUUGUCUGAAAGAGUCCUAUUUCUAGAACAGUUUUAAAUUAUAUGUAGAAAUUAGAUCUAUAUUUGGAAAUGAAACAAAUCUUUUAAAAUAACAAUAAAGAAAAUGUGAAACCUUUACAUGUA